GAGCAGCCCGACCCGCUAGAGCUAGGGUUUUAUUUUCAAGACGCUGCAUUCGCUAAUUCUCUCUCCGUCGUCGUCUUCCCGUUUGUCCGACGAAGAUGGCGAAGAAGACGAAGGAGCUAGGAAGCCGUAAUAACGUUAACAAUGGCGAUUCUAUUUCUGGUUCCAGCAUUUUCAAUAAACUGUUUGGAAAUAUCUCGGAACAGCAGACUACAACCUCUCUCUUUUCUGACGAUAACCCUUUUCGAAGAAAAGCCCUUGAUCUUUCCAUUGAGGAGAACAAAGCAGGUGGAGAUGAAAACCCUGAUUCUGCAAAGUUGUUGAAGAAGGGGGAGAAGAAGAAGAAGAAGAGAGAGAUAAAACCUAGUUUGGAUUCAGAUUCGGAUCACGAAGAAUUGAAGAAAAAGAAAUUGAAGGUUUCCGUCAUGGAAUCAAAGGAAAUAGAUGGCGAGGAUGAGAAAGAGAUUAAUAAAAGGAAGAAGAGAAAGAGGGAUAUGCUAGAGGCGCAGUAUGAGGCACGCAAAUAUGGGACGCCGGUCGUGAAAGAUGAAGGCGCUAAAGAAGGACAAAGUGGGGAGGCCACUACUGGGAAGAAGAGGAAAAAAGUCGAUGAUCCCGCAGACAUGAUGGUUUCUAAGGAAGGUUUCGAUGAUGAGGCGAAGCUGUUGAGAACCAUUUUCGUUGGGAAUUUGCCUCUGAAGGUGAAGAAGAAGUCUCUAUUGAAAGAGUUCAGCCAGUUUGGAGAGGUGGAGUCUGUGAGGAUUCGGUCUGUUCCUUUAUUGAGUACUAAAUUAUCAAGGAAGGGUGCAGUAAUCCAGAAUAAGGUCAAUGAUGCUAUUGACAGUGUUCAUGCAUAUGUUGUUUUCAAAACAGAGGAAUCUGCGCAGGCUUCUUUGGCCCAUAACAUGUCUGUGGUUGGAGGAAAUCAUAUUCGUGUUGAUAGGGCAUGCCCUCCUCGUAAGAAAAUGAAGGGAGAAGAUGCUCCUCUCUAUGAUUGCAAAAGGACUAUUUUUGUGGGCAACCUUCCAUUUGAUGCAAAGGAGGAAGAAGUUUAUCAACUGUUUGCAAGCGUCAAGGAUUUGGAACCCAAUAUUGAGGCCAUUCGACUUAUCAAGGAUUCUCUUACCAGCAUGGGAAAAGGCAUUGCUUAUGUCUUGUUUAAGAAUAGGGGUGCUGCUAACUUGGUUGUAAGGAAGCAUUUGAAGUUGAGGGGUCGAGAUCUUAGGCUUUCUCAUGCCAAACCGGAAGCAACCACUUCAUCUAAUAAGAGAAAGGAGACAACAAGCUUCGAGAGUAACAAUUCAACACCAACCAAGAAGAUGGCAAUUUAUUCUACACCACAAGGUAAAAUAAUCCCAAAGGUGGCUGCUAGCACCUCUUACCAGGGUUUGCGGGCAAGCAAAUCAGGCGUUGAAAAGAAAGGUAAUCUGCAUAAUAAGAAUGCCAUGAGAAAACCUACGCCUGUUGGAGAGGCAGGAAGAGGAGGAAACCAGAAAGAGAGGUCAGGCAAAAGACCUGCUGUUUUAGCCAGAAAGAAUAAGGCCUUGGCUAAGGCUAGGGCCACCGAGGGUACUUCACAACAAGCUGGGAACAACAAACGCAAGAUGUCGAACCGCACUCCAGAGAGCACCCAAAAGAACAAGAAACCCAGGACAUUUAGAUAGAAUUUUGUUUGUUUAUUUCAGCUGUUGUUUCAUUUGGCCUGAGCAAUGGGAACAAUUUGUUAUUUUGAUUUUUUAUUUGCAAUAGGUCUCUGUUUUAUUUACCAUAUGAAUUAAUGUUACUUUAUCUAAAUGAUAAAAACAAUUUUGUUUCUUUA
Molecule: messenger RNA, 1816 nt
Organism: Impatiens glandulifera
Lineage: Eukaryota; Viridiplantae; Streptophyta; Magnoliopsida; Ericales; Balsaminaceae
Product: RNA-binding protein 34
Exons: 6
Coding region: 96-1661 (521 amino acids)
Molecular function (GO): RNA binding
Source: RefSeq, a predicted model, not a curated record